This is a messenger RNA of Fusarium keratoplasticum, 591 nucleotides long. RefSeq lists its product as uncharacterized. The record is from RefSeq and is a predicted model, not a curated record. The coding region runs from base 1 to 591 and encodes 196 amino acids. The transcript has 4 exons. Lineage: Eukaryota; Fungi; Ascomycota; Sordariomycetes; Hypocreales; Nectriaceae.
AUGAAGACCAGCGCUUUCGUCUCCAUUGUCUAUGCCACCGUGGCUUUUGCUUCAGCGAUCCCUCAAUCCAACAAUGUUCCAAAGGCUGUCAGCGCCCCCAUUGACGGCUAUGAAAUCGCCCCUAUGAAGUGGACUGGACAGGUCGACAAGCGCAGCGAGAAUAUCACUCUUGAGGGCACCCUUGAGGAAAUCACAGUCAAGGCCCGAGAGAUCAACCCAGACUUCGGUGCCUCUCCCUCAGUUGAGAAGCGCGGUUUCGGAAAAAUCAACUGCGGCUGGGGAGGCAAGGGCCGUGCUGGAGUUCUGGCCAUCAAGGAAGGUAUUGACUACCUCCAGGGAAUCGACGGCUAUUGUGGCCUAGAUGAUGGCCCCUACAAGUGUGCCCGCGUCAGCUGCUCGUGGGACUCUGCCAUCUGGCUCUGCAAUGACAAUGAUACCCCUCUUCGCGUUCCUUGCAAGGACCUCGGUCCCUUUGCGGCCAAGAUCCGCGAGGACUGCAUGUCCAGUGGUUGGUCCGAGCCCAUGACUCAAGGCCAGCUAUUCAGCGAUAAGGGCAACUGGAAUGUGAUUGUUGGGAAGGACAGUUGCUAG